AUGUUCCCGGCGGCGGCGGCCGGGGCAGCGCGGGCCAGAGGCGCGGCGCGCGGAGCCGUCGGCUGCCGGACGGCGCGCGGCGGCGGGCGGGCGGCCACUGGCCGGCUCUGCGCUGCCCCGGGGGCUCUGAAGGCGAGUCCCGGGCUUUGUCUCCCGCGCUUCUUUCGUGCUGACGGUCAGGGAGCUCCGGGUCGGCGAAGGACGCGGGCGGGACGCCGCGGGUCUCGGGCCCGGACGCGACGGUCGGAAGGGAAGGGGCGGACAAAAAAAGACCAAAUGGCAAAGCAACCUUCAGAUGUAAGUUCUGAGUGUGACCGAGAAGGUGGACAAUUGCAGCCUGUUGAGAGGCCUUCUCAGCUCAGGCCUGGGGCCCCUACCUCUCUACAGACAGAGCAGCAAGGUAAUCCUGAAGGCGAAGGGGACCGCUGCCCCCAAGGCAGCCCUCAGGGCCCACUGGCCCCACCUGCCAGCCCCGGCCCUUUUGCUACCAGAUCCCCGCUUUUCAUCUUUGUGAGAAGAUCCUCCCUGCUGUCUCGAUCCUCCAGUGGGUAUUUCUCUUUUGACACAGACAGGAGCCCGGCACCCAUGAGUUGUGACAAAUCAACACAAACCCCAAGUCCUCCUUGCCAGGCCUUCAACCAUUAUCUCAGUGCAAUGGAACAUUUCCUCUCCCCGUGUGGGGUUUGCAGACUUGAAUCCACCUUUGUGGGCUCCAUUAAUACUGAGACAGAACUCACAGCUUCCAGGAGGCAGUCUCAGGCUGUACCUGCAGAUAUGCGCCCGGAGAUGUGGAUUGCGCAGGAGUUGCGGCGUAUUGGAGACGAGUUUAAUGCAUAUUACCCAAGGAGGGUCUUUUUGAAUAAUUACCCAGCAGCCGAAGCCCACCCCCAAAUGAUUAUCUUACGACUGUUACGUUACAUCAUCCGCCUGGUGUGGAGGUUGCAGUGACGACGGGCUCCUCGCGGGGCCAGAUGUGUGCAGACAUUUCGCUGGUUCCGACCAACAAGCCCAGCACCGCGGCUAAGGGGUGCCGUUGCUGUGCGGCUGGCGGUUCUUCCCCCGAGAGGUCGUGCGGGGAGGCCGGCUGAUGUGAUCCGAGGACGCUGCACUGCACGUUGGACUUGACCUUUCUGUUCAUCACACGGCAGAAUUUCUGAUGGAAGUUUGUUGUGAAUGUAAAUGAGGGAGGAUUCUUUUAAAAAAAAAAAAAUGUACAAAUCAUGAUUCUUUGGAGCAGGAUUUUAUGCAAAAAUGGUGUUUACACACGGUGUGGGUUUUUUUUCCACCUUCUUUAAUAAGAACAGGUUUUUCAAAAAGGAAAUGGAAACUUUUUAAGCAACUCAUGAAUGAUUUUUUGUACUAAAAUUUUAGGAACUUAUUGCCUCCUCUCAGAGGAUGAUGUAAACUCUGCAGUGGAAACCGAGCCAGCUAGUUGAUAAAGCUGCCUCAGUGUAUUUUUAGAGAUGACUGUACAGAAUUUUUAAAGGGGAGAGGUAUGAGAUAGCCCCCCUCCCUGCCCUGCCAUUGGC
Messenger RNA from Enhydra lutris kenyoni (northern sea otter), 1529 nucleotides. RefSeq names its product BCL2 like 11. The record is from RefSeq and is a predicted model, not a curated record. Lineage: Eukaryota; Metazoa; Chordata; Mammalia; Carnivora; Mustelidae. Gene Ontology annotation, biological process: meiosis I. The transcript is spliced from 5 exons. Bases 1 to 948 code for a protein of 315 amino acids.